AGUGACCAGCAGUCAGGCUCGCGGGGCACUGGGCAUUACGAGCUGCGCACACAGGUUGUGCCACCUGGUCUUGACCUCCCGGCAGCUGGCAGCUCGUGUGGUCUCCUAAGGAUUCAACUCUCACGCUGGAAACCAAUGAAUCUCCCUGACGUUCCGCGGCGACGGAGCCCUGUACCCCAAGAGCCUUUACCUAGCUGGCCCCCGAUACCCGACCCUCUGAGGCCUUCACCUUUCCCGAACCCCGUGCUGCAAACCCUCUACAGUUUAUCCCGCAUGCUGCUCUUCCCGGCUUACUGGUCUCUGGACCGGUUGCUGGGUUGCUGGGCGCCAGUAUCGCGAUCCGGCAGCUUGGGGUGGUUCAAAGUCCUGGCAGGAAGUGGGGCGGCGUUGCUACCGCUGGUGGUGGUCGGUCUACCCUUGGCGUUGGUUGGCCUCGUGCUCUGGCUGCCCCUCCAGCUCUGUCGCCGCCCCUUCUGCUAUCAGCCCCCUCCAUCAUGCUGGGUGUGGCCACCGCCCUGGCGCCCGCCUGCUGAGCGCCAGCGCUGCUUUGUCUUUCUCACUGCUAAUCUGUGCCUGUUCCCUCACGGACUGGCACACUUUAACAAUUUGUCGAAUAGUCAGCAGCGCGCAGAUGCUGUUGGGGCCAUACUGCUAGAUGGCCUUCGGUCGUCACAGUAUGAGGUUACCGAACCUAGGCAGCCGCUGCCUAAGGCGCCUGGUGGUGUGCUGAAGGCCACAUUACCUAUGGGUUUGGACUUCGUGUGUCUGCAGGAAGUGUUCGAUCUCCGCGCAGCUCGUCGUCUCGUGCGCGUUUUGGUACCAAAUCUGGGCCCGGUGCUAUAUGAUGUAGGCACAUUUGGCUUAGUGGCCGGGCCGUACAUUAAGGUACUGGGUAGUGGGCUUCUACUGGCCUCGCGCUACCCGCUGCUGCGUGCCACCUUCCGUUGCUUUCCUAACGCUCGUCGCGAGGACGCCAUGGCCUCCAAAGGUCUAUUAUCCGUCCAGGCGCAGCUAGGCAUGCUGGACGGGCGCCGCAUCGUGGGAUACCUUCAUUGUACACACUUGCAGGCACCCAUUGAGGAUGGACAUAUUCGCUGCAAACAGCUGACGCUGCUGCUGGAAUGGGUGGAGGAGUUCGAGGCUGAGAGCCGCCAGAGUGGUGAGGCUGUGGCUUUCAGCGUCCUUCUGGGAGAUCUAAACUUUGACAACUGCUCCCAAGGUAAUAAGCUGGGGCGGGUGGAGCCAAGACACCCAGCUCUGCCCACUAAGAAACGGUUUUCCUCCACAGAUCAUGCAAAGGAGCAGGGACAUAAAUUCUUCAGCUGUUUUAAGGACCCUUGCCGGCUAGGCCCUUGCCAGGAGCAGCCCUGGGCCUUGGGGACGAUCUUGAAUAAUUCCACGCUACACCAGUCCAUUAUCAGCUCCCCAGAGAUGCUUCGGAGGGCCUUGGAGCAAGAAAAAGGGCGCCGCCUCUACCUGGCUGGACCCCUUCAUGGAAAUUACCCAGCUCAAUCCUGGAAGGGCCGGCGUCUGGACUAUAUCACCUACCGCGGAGUACCUGGGAGUCGCCUGAGUCCAGAGGCGGAGCAGGUGACAUUCAGUACUGCGUUUGCGGGACUCACCGACCACUUGGCUAUGGGCCUGAAGCUUCAAGUUGUAUGCUCCUGACGCUGGCGCACAGACAAGGGGAUGACUAUCGAGAAAGACUACCAUGGGGAGCGGAGCCCAAAUAUCGUGCGAUUCAAAGGAUCUUUAUUGUGGGGCACUCAUACGGCUUCCUGGGCGCGGCGGUACUCGAAUACACUGCCGCGCUCGGGGAAGGCUGGAAAUAGCGGGGGCGAGCCUGGUGGUGGCGCUGGAUCCUCCGGGUCUCCGUAGCCCCCACCCCCAGGCGUGUGGAGGCAGAACACGUCCUGCGAAGAGCAAGUGCAACGCAGGUGUGGCCUUGUCCCAGUAAGACACAAAUCACUCAACCGCCCUGUUUCCGUUUGGGAGCCAAAUUAAAUUUUUGUAUCCCUGUUUA
Molecule: messenger RNA, 2023 nt
Organism: Rattus rattus (black rat)
Lineage: Eukaryota; Metazoa; Chordata; Mammalia; Rodentia; Muridae
Product: sphingomyelin phosphodiesterase 5-like
Exons: 6
Coding region: 136-1668 (510 amino acids)
Biological process (GO): sphingomyelin metabolic process
Cellular component (GO): extracellular region; cytoplasm
Molecular function (GO): sphingomyelin phosphodiesterase activity
Source: RefSeq, a predicted model, not a curated record